AUGGCUUAUCACGGACAUCGACUACUUCCAAGUUUCAUCGACCAAAUUGCAUUGGAAACCCCAAAAUUGAGUUUUGUCGAAGUGCCCAAGUCUGCCAACAUCAGCGAAGGGAGCCGCAAAAUCACAUAUGAUGUUCUUGCGAGGGCUGUCGACAAAUGCGCUUGGUGGAUACAGCAGGAGCUAGGACAAGGCCAUGGAUUUCCGGCAUUGGCUUAUGUUGGUCCUCAUGACCUCAGGUAUCUCUUUCUAGUCUUCGGAGCUUGUAAAGCUGGGUACAAGAUGUUCUUUGCUUCCCCGCGAAACAGUACGGCUGCCUUGCUCGACUUACUUGCUCAAGUUGGAUGCGAGAUAUUCCUAACGCCUGUUGACGCUCCUGUGUAUUCAAACCUGUUGAUAAGUGUGCUUGCGGAAAGACCAAUGACGACUCUCAGCUUUCCGGAUCUUGAGCACUUCUUGGACGUUGGUGACGGUUUGAAGCCGUAUCCUUGGAACAGAACCUUUGAGGAAGUCAAACACGAUCCGCUAGCCGUCUUCCACACAUCCGGAAGCACCGGAGUGCCCAAACUGGUAACCAUGAACCACGGCGCAGUAGCUGCUCUGGAUGCCUUUAGGAACAUUGAGACUCUGACUGGUGAACAAAUCCAGACCAACUCUUAUCUCGGCAAAAGGACGCUUCUGUUGUUCCCCAUGUUUCACGCCUCGGCUCUCAGCACUCUAUUCUUGUCCAUCUGGAACACCAUUCCAACAAUCUUACCACCUCCAGUGCCUCUCACUGCGGACCUUGCAAACGACAUGCUCGUCAACUGUAGUGUUGAAGUCAGCAUCAUGCCGCCGUCGAUUCUGGCAGACAUGGCAGCCAACCAGGAGUAUCUCGAAAACCUGUGCAAAUGCAGCAGCGUUAUGUACGGAGGAGGACCACUGCCCACCGAGGCUGGUCAUCGCAUCGCUUCAAAGACGUCUCUCAUCACUGUCUUCGGGGCUUCUGAGACCGGCUUCUUCCCCGUUGAAGUCAUGGAAGGUAUGGACUGGCCAUAUGUCAAGCUUAGUCCUUGUUCUGGCGGCGUUCAUCGUCUCUAUGCGGAUGGUUUGUACGAGUUGGUCGUUGAACGAAAUUCUGAACUGGAAGAGUAUCAACCUGUCUUCUGGAUGUACCCAGACUUGCAGGAAUAUCAUACCAAGGACCUCUUCUCAAAACAUCCGACUAAGCCAGGUCUAUGGUUAUGGCAAGGUCGCAUAGACGACAUCAUUGUUCUUAGCAACGGCGAGAAGUUCAAUCCAAUCUCGAUGGAGGACAUGAUCAUCAACAGUCAUCCGGCAGUCGAGUCAGCGAUUGUCGCUGGCCAAGGUCGCAUGCAAUGUGCUCUACUCGUUGAGCUGUCGUCCACCGAUUCGAGUGAAGAGGAUAGAUCCGACAAAGAAGUUGUUGAAGAGCUAUGGCCUGCCGUUCAGAAAGCGAACGAGAGUUGUCCCGAGUAUGGGCGCUUGAUGAAGGACAUGGUGAUUGUUGCCAAGCAAGGCAAAAGAAUGGUUCGAGCCGACAAGGGCACUGUCCAGCGGAAGAGGACACUUGAACGCUUUGCUGCCGAGCUUGAUCAGCUUUAUCACCUACGUGAUGGCCCUGAUGCUGCUUACGCCAAUUUCUACCGUCCGAUGGAUCUCAACAGUGUCAAGGAGUCUAUCGCACGAAUUGUUCGAGGCAUUCACAGGUACGAGACAAUUCAAACCAACACAAAUUUCUUCGAGAUUGGACUGGAUUCGCUACAUGCCAUAACGAUGGCUCGACACAUCAGGACUGCUUUUCUCAACUCAUCACCGCCAGUCACAACCAAAGUCGUCUACGAUCAUCCAAGUAUCGACCUCCUUGCGUCUUUUGUUUGCGGGACAGUCAAUGGACAAGAAGAAUCUAUAAAGACCAUGCAGAGAUUGUACGAACGUUACCUUCCAGCACACGAAGAGACUACGCCUUUCGACAAACCUAAACUAGCCACUGUCCUCCUCGUUGGCUCAACCGGCCAUUUUGGCACUCAACUCAUGGCUCAGCUCUUACGCAGCAAAGAAGUCGGAACCAUCUACUGCUUGAACCGCGAUCCGGAUGCUAGAUCGACGCAGUCUGGUCUCACUCUGCAUGGAGACGUCAUUUAUCCGAAAAACGUCAAGUAUCUCUAUGCAGAUCGCUCGCAGCCACGCUUUGGGUUACCCGAGAAACACUGGUUUCGUUUGCUGAAUAAUGUCACACAUGUCAUACACAAUGCAUGGCCCGUUGACUUUUGCAUGCCAUUGUCUCACUUCGAGCCUAGCAUUCGCAUGACUGCAGAGCUGAUGCAGCUAUGCAAGUCUGGAAAUUUUGCGCCAACUUUUGUGUUCAUCUCGAGCAUCGGCUCUGUCAUCGGAAAUGACACGCCUCUUGUCACUGAGGAGGUCGUUCAUGACUGGCUGGCGGCGGAAAAUAUGGGCUACACGCAGUCGAAACUUGUGGCGGAGCGUCUCAUUGCUACUGCUGCUACAAAGACGGGCGUGAAGAGUGCAAUAUGUCGCGUUGGUCAGCUCGGCGGCGUCUUAAACCAUGAGGUGUGGGGUGAUGAGGUACCGCAUUGGCCGGAGAAACAAUGGCUGCCUGCUAUGCUGGCUUCCUCCAUUCGACUGGGCGCUGUCCCAUCGUCGCUGGCCUCUCUCAACAGAGUUGAUUGGCUUCCUGUUGAUGUUGCAGCGGCUACUGUCUGCGAAUUGAUGUUGGCUAUCCCUACUACAGCCGAUAUAUGCAAUGUGUACAACAUUGUCAAUCCACAACUGACAACUUGGGAUCAUCUGUUGUCAGAGUUGAAAGCCUACAAAGAUCUGGAGCGAGUCACUCUGGCCGACUGGGUCGUGCUGCUGAAGAAGAACAUUGAUGGUGGACAAGUUGAUGUUCCAGCUGCAAGCUUGGUCGAAUUCUUCGAGGGCGCUUGUGAGUCCGAAACUCAGAAGCCUUUGGUUGAUUGCUCGAAGAGUAUGGCUCUAAGUCCUACUCUGAGAGGUACACAGGCUAUCAGUGUUGAGCUCAUGGAGUGUUGGAUAAGUCAAUGGAGUUUCAGUGGUUGA
Messenger RNA from Aureobasidium pullulans EXF-150, 3078 nucleotides. RefSeq names its product acetyl-CoA synthetase-like protein. The record is from RefSeq and is a predicted model, not a curated record. NCBI's taxonomy places the organism in Eukaryota, Fungi, Ascomycota, Dothideomycetes, Dothideales, Saccotheciaceae. The transcript is spliced from 2 exons. Bases 1 to 3078 code for a protein of 1025 amino acids. Gene Ontology annotation, molecular function: phosphopantetheine binding.